ACCUACAACCCAAAAGGACACAGACGUGUAUUUGAGCUUGGAAUCUAUAUGUACAAUCUUAUGGAAUAAUUUUAUCACUAUACAGGUGCAGUGUGUAGCCAUGGCUGCAUGGGUGGAGGCGACCACAAGGGAAAUGGGCCAAUCGCUCAUUAACCCAGACAAACCUUCAGUUUCAGCCUCUGCACUCCCUGGAGACAUGGGGAAGCCAGCAUUGGACCCAAAACCCCACCUCAUGCCCAAACCAUUUGUCCUGCAAAGGAACGCCACCGUCCGCCCGAUCCGGGCCCCGAAAACCAACUUUAGCAGAGAGCUCAAUCGAGCCGCCUCUUCUGAAGUGCUUUUUGACAUCACAAAACCUGGUACUGGUGGUUCAAAACCAUCAGAAUCCCUAAAAUUAGGCUCAAACGGCACAGUAAAUGGCUCUAACCAAAGUGCAGAUCCUAAACUCGUCCCACUCAGCCAAAAACCUGACUUAAUGGCUAAGGCUAAACCAGAACCCACGAAGACUCCUGGUUCUAAUAACCAAACCGGUCCAAACUCAAAGCCUGGUGUGACCGCUGAAGAUGUGAAGGACGUUCAGCCCAGGAGCAGAGCAAAAUCCUUGGGUUCUCAGGAUCAAAAGAUCCUGAGCCAGAAGGUCCAAGGAGAAGCAGCCAAGACUGAAGCGGACGUCAAAAUGUCUUCAAGAUGCUGGCCGCCUCGAAAUCGUCUCUCCGUGGAGCUGACCUCCAAGUUCGAGUCACCGUCUCAACCAGAGAAAGAGGUGAGGAGAGAUGCUGAAACCAGCAAGAUGGAGAAAGAUUGGCCGCCGUAUUCUCCUUCUGAGUCCAGGUCUUCAAAGCCUCUGAUGGAGAAAGGAGAGACGAGAGACGAGGAGGUCAGCGGAGGCAGCAUUAAGAGACGGAUCAGCCUUCUCUUCGAUCGAUCUACAGCAGCUCAGCGCAGGGACACCUUCAACAAAAGAGACAAUCCACAAGCCGAAAUGUCUGUUGACAUUAAACAGAGAAUCCAGAAUCUGAGCUUGGACGCACCAAGGACGCGCUUGCCAUCCACUGGUGCUCCAAAAAGUCCACCAUCCGAGAAGACACAGAGCACCACAGAUGAGCCACCGAAUGAGAGAUCUUCUGAAAAACCUGCAACAACAGAAAAGGUGCCUGGUGACAAACCAGCAAGUACGACAGAAAUCAAGAACUCUGCUGCUAGUGUGGAGAAUGUAGAAGAAGAGGAAGACUAUGUUGCCAUUCCUGUUGGGAUAAGCCUAGAUGCGGAGAAGAAGAGAAGGGAAGAAGAAGAAAAGCAGAGAAAAGAUGAGCAGUUAGAGAAAGAAAGACAACAGCGGGAAAGGGAAAGACUUUUGGAAGAGGAGAGGGAGGCAAGAGAAAUAGAGAGACAGAAAGAGGAGGAACAAGAGAGAAAACAGGAAGAGGAAAAGCAAAGACAGAUGGAGGAAAGGAGAAAGCAAGAAGAAGAACGAAUGAGAAGAAUUGAAGAAGAAAGAAAAGAGGAGGAGAGGAGGAGACAAGCCGAAAAAGAGAGGGAGAGACAGAUCGAAGAGGAGAAGAGAAGGAUUCAAGAAGAAAAACAGAGACUGAGAGAAGAGGAAAGACUGGAGAAACUAAAGAAAGAGAAAGAAAUGGAGGAAAGAAAACUAAUGGAAGAAAAGAGACAGAAAGAGGAGGAAAGAUUGAGACAGGAACGAGAAAAAGAGAGGCUACAGAAGGAAAAAGAGAUGGAAGAAGAGCGGAGAAGAAUUCAGGAGAUGGAGAGACAAAGAGAGGAAGAAAGAUUGAGAAAAGAGCAACAAUUAGAGAGAAUAAGGAAAGAAAAAGAGAUGAAAGAAGAGAAACAAAGAAUUCAAGAGAUGGAGAGACAAAGAGAGGAAGAAAUAUUGAGAAAAGAGCGAGAAUUAGAGAGAAUAAGGAAAGAAAAAGAGAUGAAAGAAGAGAAACAAAGAAUUCAAGAGAUGGAGAGACAAAGAGAGGAAGAAAUAUUGAGAAAAGAGCGAGAAUUAGAGAGAAUAAGGAAAGAAAAAGAGAUGAAAGAAGAGAAACAAAGAAUUCAAGAGAUGGAGAGACAGAAACAAGAGGAAAGAUUGAGACAGGAACGAGAAUUGGAACGAAUAAGGAAAGAAAAAGAGAUGGAAGAAGAGAAACAAAGAAUUCAAGAGAUGGAGAGACAGAAAGAGGAGGAAAGAUUGAGACAGGAACGAGAAAAAAAGAGACUACAGAAGGAAAAAGAGAUGGAAGAGGAGAGGAGAAGAAUUCAAGAGAUGGAGAGACAGAAAGAGGAGGAAAGACUGCGAAAAGAGCGAGAAUUAGAGAGAAUAAGGAAAGAAAAAAAGAUGGAAGAAGAGCGGAGAAUUCAGGAGAUGGAGAGACAAAAAGAGGAGGAAAGAUUGAGACAAGAACAAGAAUUGGAACGUAUAAGGAAAGAAAAAGAGAUGGAAGAAGAGAAACAAAGAAUUCAAGAGAUGGAGAGACAGAAACAAGAGGAGGAAAGACUGAGAAAAGAACAAGAACUGGAAAGAAUAAGGAAAGAAAAAGAGAUGGAAGAAGAGCGGAGAAGAAUUCAGGAGAUGGAGAGACAGAGAACAGAGGAAAAACUGAGACAGGAGCGAGAAAUAGAGAGACUACAGAAAGAGAGAGAAAUUGAAGAAAGAAAACUAAUGGAAGAGGAGCGACAGAAAGAAGAAAGACUGAGACAGGAAAGAGAAAGAGAUAGACUAAAGAAAGAAAAAGCGAUGGAAGAGGAGAGACAAAGAAUUCAGGAGUUGGAGAAACAGAAAGAGGAGGACAGAUUGAGACAAGAACGAGAAAAUGAGAUGGAGAUGGAAACAUGUAAAGCAGCAGAGAGAUUACGAGAGGAAGUUCCUACGAGUUAUGAUUUAAUAUCGUUUGACGCGGAGGGACCGGCGGCGUCACAGACUCUCGUCUCCACCGUCCAGGCCGCUGCCGUCUCGCCUCGGCUCACUGAAGUGAUUUAUGAUGACUUUUCAGUGAAACCCCGAAGAUGGGGAACCGGGGCGAGACGUUCCUCAACACCGUCUCCAUCCAGAGAACCUCCUGCUGCUCCUGACCACAGUCUACACCCAGAACCAAAGUCCAGUGAUCCUGGAUCCCAAGAACCAUGCGGAGAUCAGGUAUAUGUGCAUGAUCUGACCGGAUUUGAACCUGAAGCUUCCAGUCCACAGAACUCGACCGAAAGCAGAAAGCAAACAUAUUUAUUUGAGGAGUCCAAACCAGAGGACCUGCUGGAGCCAGAAACUCAAUCUGAUGAGGGUCAGUUGAAGGACGGUGAGCCCGAGGAGGAUGCAUUUGCAGAACAGGACACAGAGAAUCUAAUCGGGGAAACCGACGAACAAAAUGAAAACAACGACACUGUUGAUGAUCAAGCUACACAGGCCAGAAUCAAUCAAGUCCUACAGAGACUGACUCAGGCCAGACGACGAAAUACAUCUACUGAUUCAGACACAGCAGACGUCCCAAUUCAGGAGCAGCCCGAACCGCUACCGGUUCUUGAGACUGCAGCUCCUCUACCGGACUCCAGAGUUUUCCGUUCAAAGGUUGAUCUGGGGAAGAAACGGAGCAUAAAGCGUUCCAGACCGUCUCGUUCUAUACGACAGAGAGUCGCCCUGCCCUCUCUGACAGAGGGAACGCAACCCGACUGGAGGUUCUGUGACUCCACAGAAGCAAAAGAUCAGUGGUCCAAUGGAGCGGACUCUGAAUCAGAAGAGGAACCGUCCCAGGAUGUCACGUCCUCUCCAGCCCCGAGCCAGCCUAAGAGAGUCCCUGUGUUUCCUGGGAUGGACCCUUCUGCCCUCAUGGCCCAACUAAAGCGGAGAAGUGGAGUUGCAGAAACAGUAAAUCCAACAGAAGCGCAGACGCCUCCAUCUGUCCCCACACGCUCUCCCCGCACACCCACCAGGUCCCUCGGCCCCAGAGUGCUGCCCCCUGUUGAUGCCAAGGACAGUGGGUCCGGCUCUUCACCCUCCUGGCUGCUUGAGCUCAAAUCCAAGAAGCGAAUGAGUCAACCUGAAAGUGAAGCAUGAAGCUCGUGAAGCUCAGGUUUGAUGCAGUUUAAGAGGAAGUCCGCUGCAGAGGAAGUCUGUGUGAUGCCACAAAGAUGCCAAAGGAACUGACUUACAUGAAUGAGAAGUGCAAAGAUCUUUCAUUCUCAUGCUGACUGAGUAUCAGACUAUUUUGAGUACAAGUCCUGGACUAAACAGUUUGAAGGCUUUGCCAAGAUGAUGUCCUGUUAUGCACAUUUUUACUUUUUACAUAAAAGUCUGUCAUAAUCUGGCAGCGUUAUAAUCGGCAAAAGAGUGUGUGUUUAAAAAGCAAGUGCUGUUAAUGUUAAUUUUGUUUACAUUUAUUAAUCCAGCAGAUGUUUUUAUCUAAAGUGAGGAUGGUUAAAUUCAAGUUCCUCCAGUUCGAUCAGGGGCCAACUGCACAUAUCUUCUGUUCAUCUCUGAUCAUUGAGAAGCAGAAAUCAGUAUAGCUUCAUGCUACAAUGCACUUUAAAUGAGUCAGACCACUGGAAAAGGUGCUCUUAGGCAUUAAAUUGCAUUUGAGUUUGAUUUUUCUGAUUUUAAAUAUUGUGUUUCUAAAAGUCUGAUCUUAAGAUAUUCAUUAUGGCAUUGCUAUAUGAAACUCCUUUUUUUUUCUCUUAAUUGUUUUCAUUCUGUUUACAACGAGCCAUUCCUUUAAGACCAAUUCAUAAGCAUCAUUUGAUGGUAUUUUGAUCUCAUUCGGUUCAUUCUUUUAUUUUAUUCUCUAUGUUUCUACUUUAAUCAAAGCUAGUGUGCAGAAAAGCAUCAGCUGAUGCGCUUGGAUCUGACUGAUGGUCAUUUAUGAGGUUUUGUUUUUGUUGCCCAUGUCUUUUCAGUCCUGCCAAGAACACUUUUACAAACACAAAUCAGAGUUACGAUAAUGUCUAAUAAGUUGUGUCUGUGUUCCUUUGAAAUGUUUUUCGGUCAUGUUUAUUUUUAGACUUCAGCUGUGUAAAUUGCUGCUUGAGGAAAAUGUUUACCUGUUUAAUGUUGGGAAACAUGAAUUGUGUUUUAUAAAAAUAUGAAUUCAUUAAAUAUUUUUCUAAA
Sinocyclocheilus anshuiensis is the source of this 5095-nucleotide messenger RNA. It is a transcript of the gene tnks1bp1, whose product is annotated as tankyrase 1 binding protein 1. NCBI's taxonomy places the organism in Eukaryota, Metazoa, Chordata, Actinopteri, Cypriniformes, Cyprinidae. Bases 101 to 4048 code for a protein of 1315 amino acids. The transcript is spliced from 10 exons. The record is from RefSeq and is a predicted model, not a curated record.